AUGAAUCAAUAUAUAGAUACAGAGUUUGUGUAUGUAUAUUACAGUUAUGGAGAUUGGAAACUGCAAAUGUUGAAUGAAGAGUUUCUACGGAACGUUAGGGUAUUAGUGUCUAAAGCAAAUGAUGUGGACGAGUAUAAGUUGUGGUACUCGGAUAGCGUGAGACAUACGAGUACGGUAGGUAUCUUAGUAGAUGAAGAUCUUAGGGGACAAGUGGUAGAGGUCAAGCGGGCUAACGAUAGGUUGAUGUCAAUUAAGUUGGUCCUUGGAGGAUCUACGUUGAACGAUAUUAGUUCCUACGUUCCGCAAGCAAGGUUGAAUGAGGAGGAGAAGAAGAGCUUUUGGGAGGUUCUGAAUGAGGUGGUGAGAGGCAUUCCGAGCACUAAGAAAAUUUUCGUUGGAGGGGAUUUCAAUGAACAUAUUGGGUCUUUAUCGGGAGGUUAUAAUGAUGUGUGA
Molecule: messenger RNA, 453 nt
Organism: Capsicum annuum
Lineage: Eukaryota; Viridiplantae; Streptophyta; Magnoliopsida; Solanales; Solanaceae
Exons: 2
Coding region: 1-453 (150 amino acids)
Source: RefSeq, a predicted model, not a curated record